This is a messenger RNA of Plutella xylostella (diamondback moth), 2078 nucleotides long. The record is from RefSeq and is a predicted model, not a curated record. NCBI's taxonomy places the organism in Eukaryota, Metazoa, Arthropoda, Insecta, Lepidoptera, Plutellidae.
GUGUGUGCAAGAACGUGGGUGAUCCGCGAACCAAAUAAAUUCGUUAACGAGGACGAGCAUGCAGUACACGGUGGGGCAGUGGCGCGUCGUUCUUCUCGUAUGGACGACAACAGUUCUCCCCAACCAGGCCCUUCAACUAGUAAAAAUUGAGAAAAAUCCUGGAAUCUUACCGGUUAAGUUAGGCACAGCAUUUUUACAACAAGAUAAGUGGUCAAUAGUUAAAACCAUAGCAUUAGACGGAAUAAGUAGAGAUAUCUCAUUUAAUUUACAAAAAUAUUCUGAAUUUAGUAAAAUGUUAAAUACGGACAAACCCUUCAAGAAUGAGUUUAUUGGAUUAAAGACACAUGUGGAAUACUUACGUGACGAAGUUAUUGAAAAAUACCAGCAGCUAGUACCUAUUAAGAGAAUUAAACGUGGUAUUCUUAAUCCACUGGGCUCCUUCAUAAAAGUUAUUAGUGGAAAUCUCGAUCAUGAAGAUGCAGUUCGUUAUGAUAAAUUGAUUAGCGAAAUACGUAAUAGAGAACAAGCCACAUCGAACAAAAUUACCUUAAUUUCUGAAAUAAUGGAUCAUUUUCUUAACUCUACCGUUACUAUAAAUAACAAUACCAUAAUCAUGAAAGAGCGACUAAGCAGGGUUGAAAAGAUGGUCAAGGAUAUUUCAACUAAAGAAAAUAACGCGAUAUACUCUACCUAUGUACUUGGAUUACUUAACCUAUUCAUAACUAAUUUUAGAACAUUGUAUAUUAAAUUAAGCGAAAUUGAGACAGCUUUAGCUUUUGGCAAGUUGGAAGUAUUGCAUAAGUCUAUAAUUAACCCCAUAGAACUAUCAAAUGUAUUAAAAUUUAUUAAUAAACAUAACAGUUUAAUGUACUCUGUAAACGAGGAAAACAUAAUCAAUAUAGAGGAAACAUUGUCGGUAAAAUCAUAUAUGAAACAGGAUCAAAUUAUGUUCAUUAUAGAAGUUCCACUUACUAGUAAUAGCUCUUACAAUUACUUUAAAUUAUUUCCACUACCUAUUUCCAAAAAUUCCCAAACAAUUAUUGUAAUCCCUGACUUUCCCUUCCUCAUCGUCGAAGGAACAACGUACCGCCCAUUAGCCCGACCGUGUAAGGAGAUAACUGCCGACGAAUACCUCUGCACUGAAAACGAAUUAAUACCCUAUCUCGAAGAAAGCUGUAUCGAACAACUAAUGAAGUAUAACACUGAGUUAUCCCACUGCUCACCACGCCGUAUAGAAUCUGAAAAGGUGAAAAUCCAACGUAUCUCUACAAAUUCAUGGAUUGUAUAUGUAAAACAGGAAACGGUACUUACACAAACCUGCGGCAAUGACGUCACACACCAACCCAUCCAAGGAACAUACGUCAUAACCUUACAGCAACAAUGUAACAUCCAUGUUGGGAGCAUACAGCUAUAUGAACAUAAGUUCCACUCUCUACAAUCUGAAUACAAGGCUAUUCCCGUAAUAAACCUGCCUGAUCUUCACUUCCCUGAACAGGAGCACGCAGAGCCUGUAGACCUGAAAGGAAUUAACCUGGACGAGGUACAACACCUUAACUAUUUACUGAAGAAAAGUGUAAUAAGUGAAAGUGCUAUCAGUGGUAUUAAUACAAAAUCAAUCAGUUUAGGAACACUAGUGCUCUAUGUCAUUGUAAUUACCGCAUUAUCUGUAUUAUGUAUUAAGUACAGAUUAGUUUUAUAUUCCUUAUGUUAUAAGCGUGAUUGUCAGCAACUUGUCGCUAAAAAAGACAGUCCCGCUUCAGACGAAAGUGCAGUUGACCCGCGACCCUUGCUUCUGAAAUAGUGAAUGACUAGGGUAGGACAACUAUACUGUCCUCUGCUUUUAUUAGAAAUUAAGUUUUACAUAUAUAAAAUAUAGAUUAGGUUUUGUAAAGAAGCCAUCAAGAAAAGACAGUUUUCCUGAUGACUUCCAUCUAAGGGGGGAGGAGUUAUACACUGUAGUCACACUGUAUCACCAUGAUUUCCCACACUUAUGAUGACUAAACAGUAAGCUUUCUUAGAAGCACAUCCGCCCCUUAGACGAUGAUGUGCUGAGUAAACAUUUUUGUAACCAACAAGCA